CGUCUCUUCCGGGCGCUCGCCCAUAACUGGCGCAUGCGCGGCAGUAGCGCUCCUUUUCUUUGCUGCCGCCGCCGCCAUGGGUCGCAUGCACGCUCCCGGCAAGGGCUUGUCCCAGUCGGCUCUACCUUACAGACGAAGUGUGCCCACGUGGCUAAAGCUCACAUCUGAUGACGUAAAAGAACAGAUUUACAAGCUGGCAAAGAAGGGGUUGACCCCAUCACAGAUUGGUGUGAUCUUGAGGGAUUCCCAUGGUGUUGCCCAGGUGCGUUUUGUUACUGGGAACAAAAUCCUCAGGAUCCUCAAGUCCAAGGGCCUGGCUCCUGACCUUCCAGAAGAUUUGUACCAUUUGAUCAAGACUGCUGUGGCUGUGCGCAAGCAUUUGGAGAGGAACAGGAAGGAUAAAGAUGCCAAGUUCCGUUUGAUUCUUAUUGAGAGCAGAAUCCACAGACUGGCCCGGUAUUACAAGUCCAAGAGGGUGCUUCCACCCAACUGGAAGUAUGAAUCCUCUACUGCUUCAGCACUUGUAGCCUAAGGACUCUCUUCAUUGACUGAAUGGAUCUCAGAAAAAAUAAAUCAAUUUGUCAUGCUAA
Molecule: messenger RNA, 590 nt
Organism: Mobula hypostoma (lesser devil ray)
Lineage: Eukaryota; Metazoa; Chordata; Chondrichthyes; Myliobatiformes; Myliobatidae
Gene: rps13
Product: ribosomal protein S13
Exons: 6
Coding region: 77-532 (151 amino acids)
Biological process (GO): translation
Cellular component (GO): cytosolic small ribosomal subunit; ribosome; nucleolus
Molecular function (GO): small ribosomal subunit rRNA binding; structural constituent of ribosome
Source: RefSeq, a predicted model, not a curated record